GUCAAGAGCCCAGCACUGAGGUCCUAGCCCACAGUCAGUAUCAAAUGUCAAUCAUGGGAGGAACCCUCUGGAACACCCAGCCCACUUGAGUCUUCAGUUGACUCCUGUCCUAGUCAAAAUCUGACUAGCAUUUCAAGAAAGACCCAAGGCAAGAACCACUCAGCUGAGUCCUUCCCAAUUCCCAAGCCACAAAACUGGAUCCUUAAGCAUGUCAGGAAAGCCCAAGCCUCACUACUUCAAUGGAAGAGGGAGAAUGGAAACCGUCCGUUGGCUCUUGGCUGCAGCUGGAGUAGAGUUUGAAGAACAACUUUUUGAAACACGUGAAGAAUUUGAGGAGUUAGUCCAAGGUGGAAAUCUGAUGUACGAGCAAGUGCCCAUGGUUGAAAUUGAUGGAAUGCAUAUGGUGGAAACCAGAGCUAUCCUGAGAUACAUAGCAGCAAAACACAACUUGUAUGGCAGGAUCCUGCAGGAGCAAGCCUGGUCCAAACAGUGCUUCUUAUGCAGAAGAGAACUAAGAUUUUUAGGCUCAUUAGCAGCCAUAUGCAGUGGAGUUCUUGAUAGAGUCACCGAAAAUUCAUUUGUUUAAGUUAUUAUUAUUAAAAUAAUGAAUACAUAUCAAAAGGGAGGAAACAAUAUAAUAAUCCCAAGGUACAUGGUUGCCUUCAAUAAGUAUGAAUUUGUGACCAGUUUCCUUAAUUUUCUGUAAAUUUUUUGUAUUUUGCUGUCAUUAAAAGAAAACCAGCCACUUUCUCAUGAACCUGUGCUUGCCUCCACUAGGAAGCAGUAGCAUAGCACCCAGGAAUAAAUCACAACUCUGACUCAAAGUUUUGUGGGAGGGUAGUCUCUCCCUGGGAAACUGAUUCUGGAAGUGGCUACUGGAAACCACCUCAUUCGUCUCUGGUCACACCUGAUGUAACUCCCAGCCUC
Oryctolagus cuniculus (rabbit) is the source of this 927-nucleotide messenger RNA. NCBI's taxonomy places the organism in Eukaryota, Metazoa, Chordata, Mammalia, Lagomorpha, Leporidae. The record is from RefSeq and is a predicted model, not a curated record.